Chiloscyllium plagiosum (whitespotted bambooshark) is the source of this 6473-nucleotide messenger RNA. NCBI's taxonomy places the organism in Eukaryota, Metazoa, Chordata, Chondrichthyes, Orectolobiformes, Hemiscylliidae. The record is from RefSeq and is a predicted model, not a curated record.
UCUGCUGACGAGAGAGUGAGAGGGCUUCGACCUGGCUCACUCUGCAUUUGAAUUCACUGAAGGGCUGACAGAGGGAGUCUCUGUGGAGGUGACGCUGCUGAAAGGUGGGACUAGCAUCACGGCUUCGAGCAUCUGCAGACAGCUCCAGUUCAGCAACUGACAGACUACACUGAAUAUCACAAGUCUCACCGUGCGAACAGUCAAAGGGGAUGAGGUGGCAGAAUGGGAACAAACUAUACUGAAGCUUUCUCCGUCGCACUGAUCGAUGCAGUGUUUGACAAGGAUGAGCGUGUCCGGAAGGAGAUCUCGCAGGCUCUUCGGGAGCUGGGCCGGAGCCACCCUCGCCUUGUUCUCCUGGCCUGUCACUCUUACCUCAGCAAACACAGUAAGUUGCUACAGGGCCAUCGCGUCAUCGUACUCCACACUAUGGAGGCCAUCGUCAAAGAAACCAUCAGCCAACUCGACCAGUCCUUGGCCAAGAUGAUCAUCUCCUUGGCUUCCGACGAGAUGACCAGGAUGAAGGAUAUUGUCCCCGAGUGGCAAGAAGCUGCCAGCCAGCUGCUGGUGGCCCUGGGCUGCAGGUUCAUCAACGAGGUGAUGGAGGAGAUUCUGCAGAAGUUCCAGCCGGGGGUCCUGCCCCAUUACUUUGUGGUUCAGACACUGGGCAACCUCGCCACGGCAAACGUGUAUGGCAUGGUGCCCUUCCUGACGGCCAUCUUGGGGACAAUGCUGCCAAUGCUGGGGAUGGCAAAACAUGACUCUAUGAAAUCCGUGUUCACCAUCGCUCUGGGCCGUUUCAGCGAGAGUAUCCUGGAGUACCUGGCGAACCUGGAUAAGGCCCCAGACCCCACUGUCAGGAAGGACGCCUUCUCCAGCGAGAUCUACACUUCCUACGAGAUCCUUUUCAACGUGUGGCUGCAGCACAAAGAGGCCAAGCUGAGGGCCAGUGUGGUGGACGCUGUUGGCCACAUGUCGUACCUGCUACCACCCGACAAACUGGAGGAACAACUGCCCAAACUAAUCCCUGGCAUCCUGUCUCUCUACAAGAAACAUUCCGAACACUUCCACAUUACCCAGAGCCUGUGCCAUGUGCUGGAUGCUGCAGUGGAAAUGGGCAGCCGAGUACUGGAGACCCAGAUAGACAAUCUGCUCAGCAUAUUACACCCCCAGGUGUGUACUCCCCUGGUUUUCAGCAACCCUCCCCCUCUCCCUCUCCCUCUCACAGCUCGUGCCUACACUGACCGGCUCAUCGCCUUCCUGCUGCAGAGGUUAGAGGUACAUAGUGAACGGACCCGCAUCGGCACCCUGACUGUCAUCAAACACCUCAUCAACUCCGCCUCCCCACAAUUGGAGAGUAAGAAAGCUCUGAUUUUGGCUGGAAUGAAGUUCACAAUCCAGGACAGCAACAACAAGGUGAAGUGGAUGGUGGCUCAGGUGAUCAGUGCAAUGGCUCACCAUGACUACCUGGAGCUGGAUGGAGGUGAAGCGAUGGUGGAGUUUAUCAUCCGACAGUGCGCCCUGCCCUGUGAACCUGGGACGCCCAAACCUCGGAGUUACGACCCUGAUGAAGUGACGGACGAGAGUCUGCGGAGUAUGUGUGACAACAUCCUGAACCUGUUGACCACCACCGUCAAGAAGAUGGAGAACGUUCUGUGGCCGUUCUUGCUGGAGUUUAUCAUCCCCCCGCAGUAUCUCAACGCCCUGGCUCCUGUGUGUCGUAGCCUCGCCCACUUGGGAAUGAAGAAACUGCAGCACAACGAGGGGCUCCAGUUCACCCACCAGGAGCCAGAUCUGCCCAAACCUCAGCUGCUUCUGACUCGGUUACUGGUGGUCUCGGCUUUCCCGUUCCGGGGGAGGGGCCGAGGGGUCCCAGCGCUGAGGUUCCUCCAGGUUGCUGCGCCCCUUGUCCACCCACAGCUGGUAAGGGUCUGGAAUGAGGAGAUCCCUCCACUUAUUCAGCACCUGGAAGAGAAUUCUGAGGGCUCCCUGCCCCAGCGACACUGGGAGGAUAAGCUGCUGCUGUUACUGUCCAGGAGCCUGGAGGCUGUCGCUCUGGGAGAUGAGACGUGGAGCAGUCAGCUCAGUGAGGAGAUGACCAAACACCUCAGUAACUACGGCAACCGCCCCCACGAGAAGGGCUUUCUCUAUAAGUGUGUUGGGGUGGUGUUGAGACAGACAGGCAGCCAUAACGUGGUCAGAAAGCAGCUCGUGGAGAUCCUACAGUCAGUACGACACACCGAGCCCCUGGAGAGAGAGGGUGUUGCGGUUUGUAUCGGGUUCUGUGCGAAGACCCACCUGGAUAUCACUCUGACAAAGCUGGAGGAGUUUGGGAAGUCUGACACCUUGAAGAAAUCGCCAAGUCUGUUCCAAAUCCUCAAGGACAAGUCGGAUGUGGAUGUGGAGAAAGCCAAGAGCACUCUGAUCCUGUGUUACGGCUACCUGACACUGUACGCACCUAAGGAACUGAUUCUGGCUCGGAUCGAGAAAGAUGUCAUCAAGCAAGUCCUGAGCCACUUUAAUACAAAGGUUCUGGGCAUUAAAGUUGAGACGAAGGACCUGACCAUUAAGCUGAGCCUGAUGAAGAGUAUCUCGCUGAUUGCUCGUGCGAUCUACGCCAAUGAACAAAACAAUUCCUACAACUUCACUCGCAAGAGAGAGCUGCUCGUCUACAUGCAGGAUCUGAUCAAGUUGGAGCCGAUGGAUGUAUUACGGACUCCGAUUCGACAGCACGCCAUGAUCACAUGCACCCACUUGCUGAAGCUGGAUCCCAUGGUGAAUGAGACGGACAUGUUUGAGCUGAUCAGGACCUGCCUGGACAGUGUGUUUGGGCUGCCCCCCCUCGGGAUGGACCGCAGCAAGGACGAGACCUGUAUCGACGUGAAGGAGAGAGAGGUCCUGUACACGGAGACUCUCGGCGCUCUGCAGGAACUGCUCAAACAGAUCCUAGUGCAGGACCUCACUCCUGAAGGCUUGCAGGUCGUCUUUAAGCAUGUCGAAGGUUGGAUUACCUCGAGCAGGGAUUGGGAGCGGGAGCGAGCUAUGAUUGUAACCUCCAGGCUGCUAUUGUUUUACCUGGAGAGACUCAAUGUUCGGGUAAGCCCCUCGAUCUCUACGUUCCCCACGUCUGUCCCCCUCGUCUUGGGGUCUGAUCACUGGGGUCUACACUGGCUCAUGUUGACCAGCUGCUCUCACUAUUUCAAAAGAUUCUUCAUCAUUUCAUCCAGAGUUCUUCGGGAAUGUUUGUUCAAUAUUUUGGCCUCAAUGGUGUCCUGUGGCGGAGAAUUCCACAGGCUCACCACUCUCUGGGUGAAGACAUCCCUCCUGCUCUCUGAGCUGUCUUGUGUCCUGCCAUCCCCUGGUCCUGAGCUCGGUUGCUGUGGGCCUGACGUUGGUGUGUUGUUCCUACAGAUCCCCGAGCUGCUGGAAGUGUUACACAUCCGCCUCCAGGCCAUCAUGCAGGAGCAGGUGAAGGCUUCCGUUCUGCAGACGGUCUCUCUCUUGGCAUCGCAGAACCUUCCUGCCGUGAUAUCCAGUCUCCUCAGCUACCCGCUGCCCUUUGAUAAGCCUGCGGGGGAGAUGUGGCAGUCGCUGGCGGGAGAUGGGACCCUGGCGAGGAAAUCUCUGGAAUUCCUAAUGGAGCGAUUGAACAAACAGUUGCCGUACGAUGAGAAGAGGGAAUCGAUGCUGCGCAAGAGUGUCACACGGUUCGCCACAAUCCAGCCGCUGGUGGUAGGUCUGGGCACUCAGUCCACACUCCUCCAAUCCCCUCGCUCUGCAUCCUCCAAUCCCCUCACUCUGCGACCUCCCCACUGUGUCCAAUCCCCUCACUCUGCGACCUCCCCACUGCGUCCAAUCCCCUCACUCUGCGACCUCCCCACUGCGUCCAAUCCCCUCACUCUGCGGCCUCCCCACUGCGUCCAAUCCCCUCACUCUGCGUCCUCCCCACCGCUUGUGGAACAAAUUCAUUCGAGUCUGGUCAGCCUGUUGCUGCAUCUGAAUGACAGCAGUGAGGAGGUGGUGAAGGCCUGUAAGUUCACUUUGCGUUUAGUGGGGCCUUUAUUGGGUUCAGAAAGUGUCAGUGUGAUGUUGCAGAAACACCUCCUAGAGGAAGCGAACCUACACUACGGAGAAUUCAUCAAUGACCUGGCGAAACACAUUAUCAGUGAUUUCCCGGAGAAGGUCAACUUUUACAUAAUGGGCAAUGUCUCCUUCUUCAAGAGUGUGUGGCCUGAGAUUCGGGGAAAUGCUGUCAUGUUUACAGGGUUUCUCCUGGGCAGUCUGUCACAGGAUGAGCUUCAGUCCAUUUCUCUGGAGCAUGUGUGCACAGCGAUCAUCCUGCUCCUGCGUGAUGGUGUUCCCAGCGUCCGAAUCAAGGCAGCUGAGGCUCUGAGUCUUCUCCACGAAUUGUGAUGGGUCAUAGGAUGGGAGGAGGCUGCUUCCUCUUCUCUCUCCUCCUCCUCCUGCUGCUCAGAGACUGGUUUCCCUCGGAUUUGUUUUUACAGAAAGGGGCUGGAGGGCAACGUGGCCAAGACUAAAGACUGAGGAGUGAGAGAGAAUGGUCCCAAAUGUUACAACUUUCAAUCUCCCCCACUUGAUCGACCACUAGUUGAGAGGGUGAACAAGGUACAUGCUUGCGGGGGUGUUCACCAUCUCUUCAUCACUUACUGUUUCAGAUCUGUCUCCCCAUUUCCCUUGAGAAACCCAAAUUCAUUCCAAUUCAAUUCACUCUCUGCUACCAGUUCCAGAAUUGUUGGGGUACUGACAAUGAUAAGUUGUCUCCUUUUAGUAAGGGCUUUUUUUAAAAAAAAAUCAUGUUGAUUGCAUUCUGCUGCUGGAGUGGUCUGCAUGAGAUAUCUCAUCUUUUGGAGUUACUCUUUAUGCUUCCUUGUUUGGGAUGUUUUGUGCCUUUCCCUAGUGCAAUAAUGGCUCUGCUGCAGAGGCCAUUGCAGUGGCUGAGGGCCUAGGCCUUGGGCAAAUGGCCUGGACUCAUGCAUGUGAGCAUCAUUGGCAUCCAAUCCUUUCUACCUGUUUUGCACACACACAUGGACUGGUGGAUGUGGUGGGUUCACACAGAAUGACUGAAUGAAGGUGGUGGGAAAAGAAGCUAUGGUUGGGUUUCUAAAUACUGCGAUCCCAAAAUAAGGGUUAUUGGAUGGAUUGUGUCUUCCAGCUGUGUCACACUGGCAGUUCCUGCUUCUCCAGCAGGCUACGUUCUCUCCCUAAUCCACAAGCAGUUGAGCACUUUUCAUCUCUCUACUAGUCCCAUAACUCUCCAGAUUUAUUUUUGUGUGUCCAGGAUAAGCCAGGUUUCCCAGUUAGAUGGAGUCACUCUUGGAGACACUGAUAAAUUACUGGCUUUACUGUGGUUUCUGGUUUUAAGUUUGAGCUGUUUAAUUCCAAUUCAUAUUGUUCUCCUGCACAUGGGCAUAAAAUGCUCAUUUUUCUGUCAAAAAGACUUGACUUUACAGCACCAAGAAGUUAAGCUUCAGUGAAUUUAAAUACAGAGCUGUGAUGGUGUUAAAUGACCUGUCCCAAAGAUCCAAGGAUAGAGUGGAAUCUAACUCUAAAUGGAGGUGGGCAGAAAACACCUCAGUCUCCUAGACUAAAAGACCAUUAAAGCUGGUACUGGCCUCCAGGUGAAGGUCCAGUCUGUGAAUGCUUGAAGCUGCUGCUGCUCAGGCAGUGGGUCCAAAUGGACUGCCCUGUGGUUGAACGUUGGCCUCUCAUUGUCUACCUGCCAGAACUCCCUCUGAGCCACCUCUCCCUUUCCUGAGGAGGAGUGAUGACUGGUCUCUACAACCUCUUGCUGUUUUAGUAACUUUUUUUGAGAAGGUGCUUUGUUUUGUCCCCUUGGUUUUAGGUUUUCUCCCAGUUAAACACAACUCUGGUCCAGGGAGCAGGCUGAUCUGGAUCUUAACUCUUCACUGCCAGUGCAUCAGUUCUGACCUGCCAGAGGGCUUGCAAGGAACUGGGAACUAGUACAAAAGCUUGUUUUCACUGAAGCAGAGAGUGGGUGGCCAACAACAGUGUGGAUAUGCACACAGUGCCCAGAAAGCUAAAGGUACAGCAGUGAUGCUGGCUUGACUGAAGUGGGGAUUCCUGCAAAGUUGAACACAGGAACUAAUUGUAACAGUUCAGUGGGGAUUACACACACCCAACUGUUUCAUUCAAAGGGUCACUGCCCAUAGCCUCGAUUUUUUUUGUUUGUAUGUUAGAUCAUCAGAUGGGAAAAUUAGAAACUGGGCUGUGAUUUCUGACUCGCAGGGAAAUUGGUUUACGGGUUCACCAGCUCCAUCCCCCAGCACUGGUUGGAUUUCUAAUUGCCCGGCCCAGUUUGUGUAACUGAAUCAAAUCAGACUGGAAAUGGCAGAGAUGUCUUUAAUAAUAAAACUGCUGAAUGUAAUGCCAAUGUAAAUCAGUGGAAAUAUGGUACAUAUUAUACAAAGAUCUAAAAAUGUAUAUGAUUUAAAAAG